AUGAGCCAAGAAGAAUUGGAUGCUCGUGAGGAGGCUCGUUUGAGCCGUGCAUUGGCUGGAAAGGUUCCAAGCCAGAGCCAGACCAAGUCUAAUGGAAGAGUACAAUCAUGGGCUCCUGUGGUAACAAAGCCAGUUGCCACAUUGCCAGUGAACUACUCGGGCACUGCCACUGGAGGUGGUGUGGACACCGCCUCACCCUAUGCCAACAACGUCAACGUUCCAAUAUCCGAUGAGAAGCUACGCCAAGAGCAAGCACGUCUAAAGAAGUGGGGUUUGGACUCUGCCACCAACGGUGCCACCAAUGGAUCAUCAGUGGACCAUUCUCACUCUUCAAACGAGUCCACACCACUCGUGUCGCCAAGCACUCAUUCUCAGCAUGUUGACUCGACACCCAUCGUCUCAAACAUCGAUGGCACAACGAACGAGGAUAAGAUACGUCAGGAGCAGGCUAGACUUAAGAGAUGGGGAUUCAACAUUGCAGCGCCAACACCAACACCAACCAGCAGCAUCUACCCCAAUGGUACAACAUCAAACACAAGCUCAAACUCCAGCUCGAUCGUGUCCCCACCAGCAGCCUCAUCAGUACCAGCGUCACCAUUCGCCAAUGGACAAGCCAACCACGUGGCCUCGCAAUAUGGACUUGAUGUCCAGGUCGUGCUGCCCUACCUGACCAGGAUCAUAUCGGCGGGCAAGUCUGUCAAGUUAAUCCUCCACAAGAAGUCAUCCAACCACGACGUCGCCAUAGCCAUUAUGCUCGAUCUUGUCAAGGAGUCUGCAGAGUUUGGUCUGCAGCUGCCCAACGACCUACCCAUUUCCUUUGAUAUCUCUCAAGCCUCUGCUCGUCUAGCUGUUGCCGUCAAUGAGCUGGUCAAUGCCGGAGCACAUCAAGCCGACCAAAUCAAGAUCCAACACCUCUACGAAGACAUCCAAGCACAAGUUGGACUGCUCUACCUAGCUGUCACUGCAAACUAA
Molecule: messenger RNA, 972 nt
Organism: Acytostelium subglobosum LB1
Lineage: Eukaryota; Evosea; Eumycetozoa; Acytosteliales; Acytosteliaceae
Exons: 1
Coding region: 1-972 (323 amino acids)
Source: RefSeq, a predicted model, not a curated record